Messenger RNA from Penicillium macrosclerotiorum, 513 nucleotides. Its product is annotated as mediator of RNA polymerase II transcription subunit 11. Gene Ontology annotation, biological process: regulation of transcription by RNA polymerase II. Gene Ontology annotation, cellular component: mediator complex. The coding region runs from base 1 to 513 and encodes 170 amino acids. Gene Ontology annotation, molecular function: transcription coregulator activity. The record is from RefSeq and is a predicted model, not a curated record. The transcript is spliced from 2 exons. Lineage: Eukaryota; Fungi; Ascomycota; Eurotiomycetes; Eurotiales; Aspergillaceae.
AUGGCCGAUCAAGCUUCCCCUGCACAGACCUUCACUUCUGUGGACCGCAUCCAGCAAUUAAACGACAUUGACCAGGAUGUUGCAAAAUUGAUACACUCGGCUGGUCUCGCCAUUCAAGCCCUCACAAACACCAACCCCGACCCCUCCAGCGAGAAGGCUUCCCUGGAAUCCCAUAAGACCCAGUUCAAAGAAGCAACCAAGCAAUACUUUGCACUCCUAUCCUCCAUUGAUGUACGGCUACGACGCCAGGUCUAUGCUAUAGAUGAGGUGGGCCUUGGUCCAGAAGCUGCUGCACAUAUGAGUGAUACUCCCGGCGCAGGUCCUACAUCAGGUGCUUCAAAUCCCCUGGACGUCAGCUGGCUCAACAGUCGGAAAGAUAUAGUUGGCAAAGACAAAGAGGCAGAAUUAUGGGCAGAAACUAAAGUGUUCUUGGAACGACUGGAGCAGGCACCUUCUAGGCAAAGCAGCUCAGUCAGCCCAGAUUACAACCCAGAGAACAUGCAGGUUGAUUGA